Messenger RNA from Carassius carassius (crucian carp), 3272 nucleotides. RefSeq names its product serine/threonine-protein kinase Nek4-like. Gene Ontology annotation, molecular function: protein kinase activity; ATP binding. Bases 165 to 2603 code for a protein of 812 amino acids. The transcript is spliced from 14 exons. NCBI's taxonomy places the organism in Eukaryota, Metazoa, Chordata, Actinopteri, Cypriniformes, Cyprinidae. The record is from RefSeq and is a predicted model, not a curated record. Gene Ontology annotation, biological process: protein phosphorylation.
GCGGUGCUCGGCUGUUUCCGGUACCCUGUAUCACCCAAAACAAGAUUGAAACGGACAAAUCACCGUCUGUGCUUUUGAGAACAGCGCGCUUGCUUGUCAUCCAACUUCUGCGGAAGGGUUUAAAACCCCUCACUAUGUGAUAGAGCACCUUUAGACGGAGGAUCAUGGACAGUUACUCGUUCGUGAGGGUUGUGGGGAAGGGCAGCUAUGGGGAGGUGACUCUGGUCAGACACAGGUCAGACCGGAAACAGUAUGUGAUCAAGAAGCUGAACUUGAGAACGUCCUCCAGACGUGAGCGGCGAGCCGCGGAGCAGGAAGCCCAGCUCCUCUCACAGCUCAAGCAUCCCAACAUCGUCACCUACCGGGAAUCAUGGGAAGGCGAGGACUGUCAGCUUUACAUCGUGAUGGGCUUCUGUGAGGGAGGAGAUCUCUACCACAGACUCAAACAGCAGAAGGGAGAACUGCUGCCUGAGAGACAGGUUGUGGAGUGGUUUGUUCAGAUUGCCAUGGCCCUUCAGUAUUUACACGAGAAGCACAUCCUCCAUCGAGAUCUGAAAACGCAGAAUAUCUUCUUGACCAAGACGGACAUAAUCAAAGUGGGUGAUCUGGGCAUCGCACGUGUCUUGGAGAAUCAGAACGACAUGGCCAGCACUCUGAUCGGCACACCUUACUACAUGAGUCCAGAGCUGUUCUCCAACAAACCGUACAACUACAAGUCGGACGUGUGGGCUCUGGGAUGCUGCGUGUAUGAAUUGGCAACUCUAAAGCAUGCUUUCAACGCAAAAGACAUGAACUCUCUUGUGUAUCGGAUCGUAGAAGGGAAGCUGCCCCAGAUGCCGAGUAAGUUCGACCCCCAGCUGGGAGAACUGAUCAAGCGGAUGUUGUGUAAGAAACCAGAGGACAGGCCUGACGUCAAACACAUCCUCCGACAGCCGUACAUCAAACAGCAGAUCUCCAUGUUCUUAGAGGCCACCAAAGAGAAAACCGCCAAAUCACGGAACGAUACAGCAAACAGCAAACCGAAAAGUGCCCAAUCAGAUGCCUCAAACGAACCAAAUCAUGACGUCCGGCCACAAUGUCUAAACUCUGAGUCAAAGACCCGAGGAGGAACGGUUGAAGAAAACCACUCGAACCGACACGAAUCCUGUAAUGUUGCAGUGGAAAAAGUGGUUCCUAACCCACACCUGCCAUCUAAAUCUCUAAGUCGGGACGUUAGUAACUCAACCAGUCGAUUUACAGCAACCAUUAGCAAUAUAGCUAUUGAAAUCCAAACCCAGAAACAGAGAAAAGCCAAACCCAGCAGCCAUCAGAAACACAAUCUGCCAUCUGUGAGCAAGAGGAGAGAGAAAGAGGAGAAAGGAGAUCUCGGUCCUCCUCAGACAAACCCUCUGAAACACAUAUUAGGUGACAGCAGAACUGAGGAUAAGAUGUCGGCGGACGGACUGAGAUCUCAGAAUUCAACUACAACCAAACCUGCCACGAUCCUAAGUGAGAAUAAGGCUCUUGAUGUAAGUAUGGAUUUUAAAGAUGAUACUAUGAAGCUUCUGCAGGAGGCAGGGAUGGAGGACAUCCCGCAUGAGCCAAUUGAACAACAUCACAAUGCUGAGACAAAGCUGGAGAGCCGAAGAACUUCAUCAGCUAGUGAUGAUAAUCAUAGCGGCGCUUGUGUCCUAAAUGAUGUUCCCGCUGGAAGUUCAGCUGAGGAGAGUGAGGGAGGUUUAGACUCCACGGAGAAACUACUCAAGCCUGUUCCUGUCAUUUUAAUGGAGCCGUCCAGUUCAGAGAGCUCUUCAGCGCUCUCAGAUCAAAGCAGAGCAGUUAUUCUGCCCACUUCCUCUUCUUCUGAUCCAUCCAUGUCACGUCAGCGCAGGCAGAGGAAGAAAGUCAAGUCCCUCGAUGACCAGAACAGUCAGCCAGUCAAAGCAGUGCCAAGACCUAUGCCGCCUCUUCUGGAAGAUGUCCUAUCAGUAAACAGCCACUCGGAGAAAAACAGCCCUUCCAGUCUCUCAUCGUCUACCAGGAAUGUUCCAGAGCAGCAGAAUUCAGUUUACUUACAGAUUCGUCCACUGUCAGCCAGGGAAAGGAGAAGACUGAAGCAAUUACAGGAGAACUCCAGACAACAAGCUGCGUCCGCUGUCCCCUCGUUAGACGGCGAGCAGACAGACCAGCUAGACUGCACAAGACCUGGAAGCACAACUGCUGAAAUGAAAAAGGAGAGGAUGUGCUCAUGGAGGCAGUCUGACGAAGAUGAGUGUAGCUCCUCCACAAGCUCCACUGAACCUUCAGAGGGUGACUACAGAGAGAGAAAGCGUGAGACCAGUGAGAUGCAAGACUUGGUCCAAAUGAUGACACAGACGUUACACAUGGAUGCCAGAGAUGUAUCAUUAGAGCCUGAUGGGACACAAUGCCACUCUACUCCGCUGCCGGAGUUCAAGCUAAACAGGAAGUACAGGGACACCCUGAUGCUUCAUGGGAAAUCCAGAGAGGGACAGGGAGACUUCCAGAUCAGUGGCUUCCCAGGUCAUAAUUCUGGGAUUUACUGUUGUAUUAUUUCAAGUAAUUCUGCAUUUUUAGCCUGGGGACAGAACCUAUCAUGUUUCUAAUGUUGUGUUUUUAGACGACAGCACGGGUCCAGCAAAGGUCAGGAGAGUGAUGGAGCACUUGCGUACAGAUGUGGUUAAAGGACUCGGGGUGAAGCUAUUGGACAGAGUCCUGGACAUCAUGCAGGAAGAGGAUGAAGACAAGAGAGAGGCAUGUUGGCUAAAGUCUCGUUGUACAGUACAUUAGAAAUAAACAAGAUUCUAUACUUAGGCCAUUGACAAAAAAAAUACCACAUAAGAGAUUUGUGCUCUGCUUUUCUAUCCAGAACUUACUGCAAGAGCAAAUGGGGGAGGAAAAAUAUAAGCAGUACGCGAUGAAAGUCCAACAGCUGAAGUUCUUUGAGGACGUCGCAUUCAAAGACUGAGCCUCCUCCACACGAGGGAUCUCUCGUCAAACACAUUACUGCUGAAGGCCAGCAGACUUCAUGCUCUUAAAAGAUGUAACACUUCAUUGAAGCCUCCUAUCAACAAUCACUGUUACUUUUAAUGCUUUCGUAAAUGUGUAGAGAUAGAAAGUGAGUUAAACACCAGAUAUGCAAAAAAAAAACAAUGCUGUUAUCAUGCACCUUUAAAAUACAUAAAAGCAUUAUUUUAGGAUAUUGUCUUUCUAUUGGAAAUGUGGACCUAUGCUAUGUAGAUAGCAAUCUUGAAUCUCAACUGUUUUUCUAUCUU